Molecule: messenger RNA, 1052 nt
Organism: Lipotes vexillifer (Yangtze River dolphin)
Lineage: Eukaryota; Metazoa; Chordata; Mammalia; Artiodactyla; Lipotidae
Gene: EIF1AD
Product: eukaryotic translation initiation factor 1A domain containing
Exons: 6
Coding region: 387-884 (165 amino acids)
Biological process (GO): translational initiation
Cellular component (GO): nucleus
Molecular function (GO): translation initiation factor activity; RNA binding
Source: RefSeq, a predicted model, not a curated record
AAGUACGGUGUGCGACUCAGGCUGACACGCGCAGUCGUCCUCGUCGUCGGGCUUGCGAGAGUCUGACGGGAACCGGAGGCGCACGAGACCUGAGUCCAAGACGACUCCACUGUCGUGACCGCCGGCAAGUUCUUUUUCUGGGCUUUCAUUGGCUCAGCUGCGAAGUGAGUCGUGGACGAGUUGAUCUCAGCGUCCAGCCUGGAGAGCGAGGUCUUUCAGGCAGCGCCCGUGGGAUUCGAGGGCCAGAGAGACACUGUGUCACUCCUCAGUAAAAGGCCUCUCCCCAUCUUCAAAACAGUCGUGCAUUCUGAGCCUGCCAUCCAAGAAACUCAGGAGGAGGAGUUGAUAGUCUCUGCAUCCCUCACUGCCCUGGGACAGGACCCAACAUGUCUCAGGCCACCAAGAGGAAGCAUGUGGUGAAGGAGUUGCUGGGGGAGCACAUGGUGCCCUCCGACCAACAGCAGAUCGUGAGGGUACUCAGGACCCCAGGGAACAAUCUGCAUGAGGUGGAGACAGCCGAGGGGCAGCGCUUCCUGGUGAGCAUGCCCUCCAAAUACCGCAAGAACAUCUGGAUCAAGAGAGGGGACUUUCUCAUCGUUGAUCCUAUUGAAGAGGGAGAGAAGGUGAAGGCCGAGAUCUCCUUUGUGCUCUGCAAAGACCACGUGCGCUCUCUGCAGAAGGAGGGGCUCUGGCCUGAGGCCUUCUCCGAAGUGGCUGAGAAACACAACAACCAGAACAGACAGGCUCAGCCAGAACUCCCAGCUGAGCCACGGUCAUCGGGAGAAGAGUCCAGCUCUGAAGGUGAUGCUGACCUUUUUGUUAACACCAACCGCAGACGGUGUCAUGAGAGUGAGGAGGAGAGUGAAGAAGAGGAGACAGCCUGAGACCCCGGGACCCUCUUCUCCUCCGGCUCAGGGGCUAGUCCUUGGCUCCUCUGAGCUUGGACGUGCCCAGGAGCCUCUGUGGAUCUUUCCCCCUGGAUGGGGACAAGGCCGGGCCCUUCUCUGAACUGACUUUCUGACAUAGAAUUAAACCCCUGGCGGGUGGCGACU